AUGGAAUACAUUUCUAGAAAGACGGUCGUCGUAGCAAUUAGAAGUUACACUAUCUCUAGAGGAGUUGACUACAAUGUGUAUGAGUCUGAACCACAGACAUUCUAUGGAAAAUACAAGAUGUAUGGGCGUGGGUGCGACUGGCUUAUCCGAGCCAACUUGAUACGGAAAAAAAGUUAUUGGGAGAUACGCAGAUAUAAUGUUGCUGAGGCUAUAAGGCCAUUGGUCGAGACUGACCCGUCCAUAAAGGUGAAAACUAUAAUAGCCGAAGUCCAGUCAAGGUUCAACUAUACCAUCAGUUACCGAAAGGCUUGGUUGGCAAAGCAGAAAUCCAUAGCGAAAGUUUUCGGUGAUUGGGAAGAGAGUUACCAAGCCUUGCCGUGGUGGCUCUCGGUUAUGGUUCAGAAGAUGCCUGGGUCAGUUGUCCAGAUAGAAACAUGCCCACUCUACAAUGGGAAUGAAGAGGCGCAAGGGGUAAAAAUACUUCAUCGCGUAUUUUGGAGUUUCAAUCCAUGCGUUAGGGCAUUCAGGCAUUGCAAGCCCCUAGUUCAGGUUAACGAAACACACCUAUAUGGAAAGUACAAAGGUACACUUCUGGUCGCUGUUGCACAGGAUGGGAACCAGAACAUUGUGUCUAUCGCUUUUGCCUUGGUGGAAGGGGAGACAGCUGAUGCGUGGCACUUCUUUCUAAGGAAUCUGCGAAUGCAUGUUGUUAGAAAAGAUGGUGUGGGUAUCAUCUCGGACCGGCAUGAGUCAAUUCGAGCAACAGUAAAUCGUUCCGGAGGUGACUGGCAACCUCCAAGAGCAUGGUGGAUGUUUUGUAUAAGGCACAUCGGCAGCAACUUCCUACGAGCAUUCAAAGUCCCUCACUUGCAAAAGCUUGUGGUCAAUAUUGGGUAUUCAAGAACGGUGGAGGAGUAUAAUAUCAACUAUAAGAGGUUGCAAGAGCGAGACGAGGCAUAUACCAGGUGGUGCGAUGCCAUUGGACUUAGACAUUGGGUAUUGGCAUUCGACAAGGGACAUCGAUGGGGCCAUAUGACGACGAACCUUGUCGAGUGCAUUAACUCAGUGUUGAAGGGUGCCCGUAAUCUACCUGUGUUGGCGCUAGUCCGAGCAACGUAUUAUCGGUUAAAUGAACUUUUCACACGGAAGAGUGCUGAGUCUCACGAACGCAAACGUGCUGGAUAUACUUAUUCCGUAUUCGCACAACAGCGGAUAGAGGCAAGUAUGCAACAGGCUGGGAAUAUAGUUGUGCACCGUUUUGACAGACGGAAUGAAGUAUUUGAGGUGCGCGAAAUGAGUAGCGGAAAGGUAUUAGUCGUUGAUCUUGCACGACGUACGUGUGAUUGUGGGCACUUUCAGGUGGAACGAAUACCAUGUCGCCAUGUUAUUGCUUGCUGUGCUAACCAGCGGAUCGAUUGGCACGUGUAUGUGCAUGACGUGUACAAGAUGACAGAGAUCCGUAAGGUAUAUAAAUUCGAGUUCUCACCGUUAGGUGAUGCCGAGACAUGGCCUGCGUAUGAGGGACCCACAUUGGUCGCUAAUCCCGCCUUGAGGCGAACGUCAAAAGGUCGCCCAAAAUUGACCAGAUACUUGAACGAAAUGGACUCACGCGACAUGCGUGGUCCUCGGAUAUGCCGUCUCUGUGGUGCUCAAGGACAUAGUCGGAGUCGAUGUCCUCAGCGUGCUGGAUCAAGUGGUGGGGGGAAUGACUUUUAUUUUGUGUGUGAUUACCGUGAUAAUGUUAACAUUUACUGCCUUACUGAAGCAAAGAUACAAAUUUUUAACUACUAA
Arachis ipaensis is the source of this 1791-nucleotide messenger RNA. Lineage: Eukaryota; Viridiplantae; Streptophyta; Magnoliopsida; Fabales; Fabaceae. The record is from RefSeq and is a predicted model, not a curated record.